This is a messenger RNA of Rhagoletis zephyria (snowberry fruit fly), 3022 nucleotides long. It is a transcript of the gene okr, whose product is annotated as DNA repair and recombination protein RAD54-like okr. NCBI's taxonomy places the organism in Eukaryota, Metazoa, Arthropoda, Insecta, Diptera, Tephritidae. Gene Ontology annotation, biological process: double-strand break repair via synthesis-dependent strand annealing; reciprocal meiotic recombination. Gene Ontology annotation, cellular component: nucleus. Gene Ontology annotation, molecular function: ATP binding; DNA translocase activity. The record is from RefSeq and is a predicted model, not a curated record.
GUAUCGUAUCGUAUCGAAAUUCGUGUACCUAAAUAUAGCCGCCUAUUCGAAACAAAAAUUGAUAAAAAUGCGACGAAGUAUGGCUCCUAGCCAAAAUCGGGAAUUUAAAUUACAUCCAUGUUGCGAUUUUACACCACCCCUUCAAAACAAACGAAAACGUAGGUGUCCGGAGGAAAAUUUGGUAAAUAAAACUCGGAGUCCGCGCGUCGUGCCAAUAAGUGAAUAUGAACAAGCAAUCGCCAAGAUACUUUCGCGGCCAUUUAAAGUGCCUAUCGCUGACUAUGUGCCAGAUUACAAUGGUGGUAAUCGAUGCCUUGGGAUGCGGCGCAGCAAUGUACGAAAGGCAUUGCACGAUCCACAUGCGUGCAAUGCUUUGGUAUUGCAUAUUCCUCCCAAUUAUACAGAACAUCAACGCAUUACAUUGGAUGCUAACAAAAUACAAGUACAUGUAGUAGUUGAUCCACUACUAAGCAAUAUUCUGCGCCCACAUCAGCGCGAAGGGGUUCGUUUCAUGUACGAAUGCGUCCAAGGGCUUCGUGGUGUAUUCAAUGGCUGUAUUAUGGCCGAUGAAAUGGGUUUAGGGAAGACUUUACAAUGUGUAACACUAGUAUGGACGCUACUUCGACAGAGUCCUGACUGCAAGCCGACCAUUUCAAAGGUUAUCGUAGUGUCACCAUCAUCAUUGGUCAAAAACUGGGAAAAAGAGUUCACUAAAUGGUUGCAUGGGCGCUUACAUUGUCUUGCUAUUGAAGGUGGCGCAAAAGAAGACACAAUUCGUGCACUGGAACAGUUUGUGGUGGAUAGCGGACAACGCUGUGGUGCCCCAGUACUAUUGAUCAGCUAUGAAACCUUUCGCAUUUAUGCAAAUAUUCUAUGUCGUAAUGAAAUGGGCAUGGUUAUCUGUGAUGAAGGUCACCGCUUGAAAAAUAGUGAUAAUCUGACAUAUCAAGCUCUUAUGGGGUUGAAGACAAAGCGACGAAUUUUACUCUCUGGCACACCAAUACAGAACGAUCUAACUGAAUACUUUAGUUUAGUAAACUUCGUAAAUCCGGAAAUGUUGGGCUCAGCGACGGACUUCAAGCGAAAUUUUGAAAAUGCUAUACUACGUGGCCAAAACGCAGAUUCUACAGAUAAAGAACGCGAGCGAGCAGUAGAGAAAACACAGGAGCUAAUAGGUCUUGUGAAUCAAUGCAUCAUACGCCGCACGAAUCAGAUAUUAACAAAAUAUUUGCCUGUUAAGUUUGAAAUGGUAAUAUGUGCGAAACUUACUCAAAUGCAAAUGGAUUUGUAUAGAAACUUCAUAAAAUCAGAUAAAAUACGAAGAAGUCUUACAGAUUGCAAUGAAAAGACCUCUCUAACUGCUCUUGCCAACAUCACGACGAUGAAAAAACUGUGUAGUCACCCAGAUCUAAUUUACGAAAAGGUUUUGGCACGCGAGAAUGGUUUCGAAAACUCUCAAGAUUUCUUUCCUGCAAACUAUAAUCCAAAGGAGUUUAAUCCAGAAUUGAGUGGUAAAUUUAUGCUCCUGGACUUCAUGCUAGCGUCUAUACGCACAAACAGUGACGAUAAGGUAGUCCUUAUUUCGAACUAUACACAAACACUAGAGUUAUUCGAAAAACUUGCGCGUAAAAGAAGGUACACCUACGUUCGGCUUGAUGGUUCCAUGACCAUCAAGAAACGCAGCAAAGUUGUGGAUAAGUUCAACGAUCCGCUAUCCGAUUGUUUUCUCUUUAUGUUGAGUUCCAAGGCUGGUGGCUGUGGUUUGAAUUUAAUUGGCGCGAACCGUCUUUUCAUGUUCGAUCCAGAUUGGAAUCCGGCAAAUGAUGAGCAGGCAAUGGCUCGAGUUUGGCGGGAUGGACAAAGGAAACCAUGUUACAUAUAUCGUUUGGUUGCUACAGGCUCGAUUGAAGAAAAAAUACUACAACGACAAACUCACAAAAAAUCACUGUCAAGCACUAUAAUCGAUCAUAAUGAGAGUGACGAAAAGCAUUUCACACGUGACGAUCUGAAAGACCUAUUCCGAUAUGAAGAAGAUAUCCUUUCCGACACGCAUAUAAAAUUAAAAUGCAAACGCUGCGUAAAUAACAUACAAAUGCAACCACCUCCUGAGGAUAGUGAUUGUACAUCUCAUUUGUCGCAAUGGUAUCAUUGCUCGAACAAUAAAGGACUGUCGGACAGUACAUUAUCGCAGGCAUGGCUAACAAGUAAAUGUGUUUCUUUCGUUUUCCACCAUCGAUCGCAAAUUGAGGUACAGCCAAAGGAGGAAUCUACAGAUAAAGAAAGUAUGCAGGUCGAUUGUGGUAAGGAAAAUAUGAAUAAAAAACAUAGUAAGUGCAAAAAGGAUGUGGAUGACGACUACUCCGAUUAUGAACCAGAUGAUCCAGCUGAUAGUGAUUAUGAGUAGAUUUAUGACGCGUGUAUUUUGCUGCCCUAUUAGAAAUGGUUACUAUAAGUAGUACAAAUCCAUAGUUCAUAAACACUUGUAUAUCGUUACCUUAAUAUACAUAGAAAAGCCCUAUCUCACAUCGUCGCUGAAAUACAAAACGCAGUUUGAUUGAUUGUGAUACUUUAAUAAUUCGCGCAACACUGCUCGAACAAGGCCUUAGUUAUGGCUUUUUGCAUAUCAGCGACGAUGUGGGUAUAUUAAGGUAACGAUAUGUACAUGUUCUGAACAGUUAAAACGUUCGCAAAGUUAUAUGUAAAGCCGAAUUUCAUUUUAAUAUAAUUUAGGCAGGUACUGCAAUUCACUCCGGAGUGAAUUUCAACCAAAGUCACUUUGAAUUCAAAUGAAUGGGAGGUGAAUUGCAGAACCUACUUCAUUAAACAUAUACAAAUAAUGAGGUAAGAAUGAUAGAAUACAAGAUUGCGCCGUCCUGGCGGCGACGACAUUUUUCAAGUAAAAGUAAACAAAGCCGAAUAGGAGGAUAGAACAAACUGUUAGAAGAGUAAAUUUUCUUAUAUUCAAAUUUUCGAUAGAAAACGUGGUUUAAUUGUGUUAAAUUGUAAAGAUAUAUCAUUUAUA